Messenger RNA from Closterium sp. NIES-65, 1068 nucleotides. NCBI's taxonomy places the organism in Eukaryota, Viridiplantae, Streptophyta, Zygnematophyceae, Desmidiales, Closteriaceae. The record is from the annotation of a GenBank genome assembly.
AUGAUCUUAGGCGCCUUAGAACGCGCCCUUGCCUCUACCGAGUCCUCCUUUCUGACGCGAGUUAAAGACGUCUCUAAAGACCAGCCGGAGUACGCGGUAGGAGGGGCGUCUUUAGUUGCUGCUAUAGUCACAGCCACGGAUGUUUAUGUGAUUAAUUUGGGGGAUAGUAGGGCUGUGAUUGUACGGGGGGAAGAGGUGGGGAGGGGAUGGCGGGGGGUGUUGAGGAAGGGGGCGGGAGUGGGAGGGGGAGGGAGUGCUAGCCUUGUGAGCGGAAGGAGGAGAAGCGGGGAAGGGGGACGUGGGCGAGGGGGAAGUGGGGGAUGGGGGAGUGGUGGAAGAGGGGAGGGAGAGGGGAGUGGUAGCAGCAAAGGGAGUGGCAGAAGAGAGAAAGUGGGGGAAACGGGGGAUAUAUGGGAGAAGGGGGAGAAGUGGGAGAGGGGUGAGAUUAGUGGGGCUGUUGGGGCAAUGGAAAGUGCGGGAAGCAGGGGUGCAGGAGGAGGGGAAGCAGGAGGAGGGGAGAAGGGAGGAGGCAGAGGAGGGGGAGUGUGGAGGUGGAAGGCAGAGAGACUGACAGUGGACCAUAACACGAGCAAUGCUGCUGAGGUGCGGCGGGUGCAGCAGGCACAUGCAGACAGUGACGUCAUCAAGAGGGGGCGUCUAAAGGGCAAGAUCAAGCUCACACGCGCCUUUGGUGCAGCUUACCUCAAGGACGUGAGUGCUUACCUCAAGGACGUGAGUGCUUACCUCAAGGACGUGAGUGCUUACCUCAAGGACGUGAGUGCUUACCUCAAGGACGUGAGUGCUUACCUCAAGGACCCACUUCCUCCCCUCUUUUCUCACCUCCCUAUCGCCCCUCACUGCAGCAAACAAUCAACGAUGCCCUGCUGGGCAUGUUCCGAGUCAAGUACCAAGCCUCAGCUUCAGCUUCGGAACCAUACCUCUCCUCCUUGCCGCACCUCCACCACGUGCGAAUCUCACCGUCGGAUCGGCUCCUCAUCCUCUCAUCCGACGGUCUGUAUCAGCACAUGCAAACCAAGGACGUUUCCCACUGCCUCGGCCCCACCCUAG